AGCAGCACUGCCCAGGUCACCUGGCAAACUCAGCUGCUGUCAGCCGUCUGAUUAUGAAAGAUGGCAGGAAACAAGUCUUACACUAUUGUAGAAUAUUUCGGCGGGGAUGAUGGCUACCGCUGUGGCUACUGUAAAAACCAAAUAGGAAACUUUUCUCAUGGGAUGUGGUCCCACACCAUGACAGUACAAGACUACCAAGACCUCAUAGAUCGAGGAUGGAGAAGAAGUGGGAAGUAUGUUUAUAAGCCCAUAUUGAAGAAGACAUGCUGUCCACAGUAUACCAUCAGAUGUCAUGCACUGAAAUUCCAGCCUUCCAAAUCCCACAAGAAAAUCCUGAAGAAGAUGAGCAAAUUCAUUUCCAAAGGGGAACUGCCAAAAGGAGAGGAAGAUGGCGAGCCAAUGGACUCAGGGUGUGGAGAGGCAGGCCCACGGGAACCGAGCAAAGUCUGUCACUCGGAGGUGAAGUGUGCCGCUAUCACAGAUAUUCAGAAGGAAGUAGCAGAGUGUCCUACUAUCACAGAGGGUCAGAAGAAGGCAGGGGAUGCUGCACCUACAGGUUCAGAAACAUCACAAAAGGAUCCAGUGUCUGUUCCAGAUGGUAGAACAGCAGCUGCAGCUCCUAAACCAGGGAUGGGAGCUGAUCCUAGCCGGCCAAUAUGCAGGAAGGCCAAAGACUUGAGGAAGGAACGACGUCUUCAGAAAGACCAGAUGAGACAACAUACUGAUGGGGUCUCUUCCAUUGUCUCUCCUGCCCAUCCCGCUCCUACCCACACCAACCAACCCAAACCCCUGGAAGAGUUCAUCAAUGAGUCACUGCCUGAAAACUCUUCUCAUUGCCUUGAGGUGAGGCUAGUGCGCUCCAAUCCCCCUAGCCCGCAGUUCAAAGCCUCUUUCGACGCCUCCUACCAGGUGUACAAACUCUACCAGAUGGCCAUUCACAAGGACCCUCCUGACAAACCCUCCGAGAGCCAGGUGAGGCUAGUGCCGGUGAACUUUGAGGACCCUCAAUUCGCGGUGUCCUAUGAGCAGUCGGCGGCGCUGUACGCCCGCUACCAGAUGGCCAUUCAUGGUGAUGACCCCAGCGAAUGUAGUGAGAGUGAGUUCCGGAGAUUUCUCUGUGAUUCACCACUAGAGGCCGAAUAUUCUCCAGAUGGGCCUGAGGUGGGCUACGGCUCCUUCCACCAGCAGUACUGGCUGGAUGGGCGCAUUGUGGCAGUGGGAGUGAUUGAUAUUCUGCCUACUUGUGUGUCCUCUGUCUACUUGUACUACCACCCAGACUUUGCCUCACUGUCUUUGGGCUCCUACUCUGCUCUCAGGGAGAUCGCUUUCACCAGGCAGCUGCAGAAACAGUCCCCCAAACUGUCCUACUACUACCUGGGCUUUUACAUUCACUCCUGCCCCAAGAUGCGGUACAAGGGGCAGUACCGGCCUUCAGACCUCCUGUGCCCAGAAACCUACAUCUGGGUACCGAUAGAGCGAUGCCUACCCCACCUUGAGAACUCUCGCUAUGCUCGCUUCAACCAGGAUCCUGAUGCAGGAGAUGCUCGGGUGCUGAAGGAUGUGGGCCGAGCUCUGGUGCUAUACAGACGGACUGUCAUGCCCUAUGCAGCCUACUCCCGCAAACGCAAGGGCUCCAGUGAUGAGACCGAGGUGCAGCAGUAUGCCGGCUUGGUUGGUCAGGACUGUGCUGAAAGGAUCUUGCUCUAUCGCUCCUGAAUGCGCAGCGUCACACCACUGCACCUUUUAAUAUACGUAAAUACACACUGUCUGUUAUUGUUUAAAUAUAUCUGUGUGUCUCCUCACUGUCUAUGAAAGUGCUUUCUGCUGUCUCUCCCUGUAGUCUCACCACGUGCACGACACAUGUUGGAACAAUGCAGUAGCCAUUUACUAUCUACUGUAUGUAUGUAGCCAUUCACCCAUUGGCCUCAUUCACAUUUAUUUCAUGAGUUCGAUUUUAUUAGUCAGUGAAUCCUGCAGCGUUAGUUUAUUUUUUGUGCAUCCCUUCGCUGGCUUGCUACAGGGACAAUUCCCCUGAAUGUUUUUUCAUAUCUUGCGUCCAUACAUUAGAUUUUUUUUCCACCAUCUUUAAUCCUGUAUGCUUAGCUAUAUGUUGUUUUAAUUAGUUCUACAACCUGUGCAUACUAAAAAUUGGGGUGUGCACGUGAUAUGACUGCAGAAGACAGUAUCUGUGAGUAAAAAACCCAUUUUGCAAAGGAGUGUUUCUGCAGGCAGAAAGCCUCCCAAUGCACUUGGAACUCAUAUCUUUGGUUUAAAUAAAAACAAUACCACAGUAUAGAAAUACAGGUAACAAUCCUGCAUUUAAAUUGAACUUACAAAAAUGUUAUCAAUAAAAUAUGAAGUUGAUUUUAAUAUUUUCUGUUAGGGAAACUGUACGAUUCCUUUGAGGAUUAAUGAAGUUUUAUCUUCAUUGGAACUUUCCAGCAAUAAUAGACGUCAUACCUUUUUAUUGGUUAUAUUUUGUAAAAAGUACAAUAUUUGCCUCUGAAUUGUAGUGGAUUAGAAAUAUAAAAUAUCAGAAAAAGAAAAUACUCAUAUAGAAUACAAGUACCCCAAAAUUGGACGUAAUUACAGUACUUGAGUAAAUGUAUUUAAUCACUUUACUUCACUGCCCUGUGACCUGUUUGUAUAAAUCACUGAGUAUGCAUUGGAUCCCGAAUGACAUUUAUGACAACCCCCUUCAUGAUGAAUGUUAAGUACUGACAUUAAUUACAUUUCGUGGUUAGUGUUUUAGAAGUGGUGAAAAACAGCACUGGCAUGUUAAAUUAUAAUAUUUCAAUUUAGCUUGAAGCAGCCGUUCAGUGGUGCUGCUGGUGUUUCACAGCAUUUGAUUAAUGAGUCAGCAACAAUCAUUACAACUCGGAUUUCCAAUCAAGAGCGGAGCUACCAGUCACCGUCCCCAUCUCCAAAUUCUCUAAAGUCAAUUCGACGGAGCAGGUGUCAAAGCUGCCAGUGCAUGGUGACACUCAAGCAAGUAUGCUUCUCCUCCUGCAUACACUGUCCUGUGUGCUUGCAGAACAGAAAUGCUUUGUUUUUCUCUUCCACAUACUGUUUUCUGUGCUCUUAUCAUGUGCACGUGCCAGUUUUGUUUUUCUUUAUGCACAGGUUUUGAGAUUAUUAAACACCAUAUACAUGCUAAUGUUGUAAAGGAGCGUCUUGAACACAGUAGACAGCUCUCCUGUUAACUGACACGGUUAUGAUUCAUGUCAGCAUCGCCACUUAAAGAGCAUGGUCUUUUCUGAAUGUACAGUGAUUUUGAAGGUGGCUUUCACUUGCUUGCAUUACAUCACAGUUCAAGCUGACUCAUAUUAUACCACAACAUUGUUUUCACUCGAGUCUCUGUGAAGCAAAGAAGCCAUUGUUUGCAAUGAUUUUUGUUAUAUUUAUAGUUUUGUGUGCUUUUCUUUUAAUAUCGACACUGUUAUUUUUGGUUAAACCAAAUAAAGGGGUUGUAUAGUC
This is a messenger RNA of Amphiprion ocellaris (clown anemonefish), 3477 nucleotides long. RefSeq names its product arginyl-tRNA--protein transferase 1. Gene Ontology annotation, cellular component: cytoplasm. The transcript has 13 exons. The record is from RefSeq and is a predicted model, not a curated record. Lineage: Eukaryota; Metazoa; Chordata; Actinopteri; Pomacentridae. Gene Ontology annotation, biological process: protein arginylation. The coding region runs from base 61 to 1716 and encodes 551 amino acids. Gene Ontology annotation, molecular function: arginyl-tRNA--protein transferase activity.